AUGGCAGAAUUGAAUCAAAAUAACCGGUCGAGUCAGGAGGGGGAUGUCCUCAAUUUGUCUACUGAGAAUUGCGAAGUCGAUGUAUUAAACGUUUCGUUUCAAAACAUAUCGAUAGAUGAUGGUAAGUUAUUAUUAAUUUAAUUUAGUUUUUGUAUAUUUGCAAUAAAUUAAAUCUUAUAAAUGUAAUCUUAAAGCCCUUAUCAAUGGACUAUGUUGACCUUUGAUAAAUAUUUAUUAUUUAUAUGCAGAUAUAAACAAUCAGUCUAUAAUUAUCACAAAAAAGCUAUACUAUACUAUUAUAUUUCUGUUAGAAUUGACUACAACCUGCAUCAUGCAUAUACAAUAUAUAUUUGUAUUUAUUUGAAGAUAACAAAUAUAGUAUUUUAAAGCUGAAAAUGCAUCAAUUUCAUCUCAUGAAAACAAUAAUUUUAUUUCUUGUGCAAAUUCACAAUAUGCCCUCCCUUUGUUGCAGAUACACCAUUUAUAUCUGUAGAUGCCGCAGAGUGUUUCGUCCCUUGCACAUCUAGCACACCAUUGAAAAGUAGGAAGCAUCGUCUGAGUUUGAACCUGUCAGAGUUUGAACCUCCAAAGAAAAAGUCUAAUCUUAGCAGUAUUGGAUGCAAAAAGAGGAGUGAGAAUUUAAAGGAUAUUCUGAAAGUUAAAUUUGUUGAAAGUCCUGGGAAAGUAGCAAGUCAUGCUGAUGUCCUGAAUGUACUCGGAACAGAUAACAAAAACCUUGCCAAGCCACCAAGUGAGUGAAACAAGUAUUCAGUAGUGCAGUUAGUGAUCGUCGAAAGGGUGUAUAUAGAAAUAUCCGUCGCUCCAUUUCCUAUGAAAGCAGCACUGAUGGAUCUUCAUACGAAGUUGUAACAAAUUCAGAAAUAUAUGGUUUGCAACAACAAGUUAUUUCACACAAAGAAAAAGCCAAUGCUUUAAUGGCUACUAUAAAGUCGUUAGUUAAUGAUCCAUAUGUGAGCAGUCUCAUUUCUUUAUACAACAAAGAAAUGGAUUGUGUUUCAAAACUCUCGGACAACAUUGAUAUUAUGUAUGAGAAUGAAUUGAAAUAUCUAUUAGAACAUGAGAAAGUGUUGGAUCCUAGUGAAAAGAGUUGUCUGGUUGAAGAAUUAAAAAAAUGGAAACAUUUGUUAACUUGGGUAUCAGAAGUGGGGAGAAUGUUGCUGAGGUACAACUGA
Molecule: messenger RNA, 1193 nt
Organism: Paramuricea clavata
Lineage: Eukaryota; Metazoa; Cnidaria; Anthozoa; Malacalcyonacea; Plexauridae
Source: the annotation of a GenBank genome assembly